Messenger RNA from Anisakis simplex (herring worm), 1836 nucleotides. The record is from the annotation of a GenBank genome assembly. NCBI's taxonomy places the organism in Eukaryota, Metazoa, Nematoda, Chromadorea, Rhabditida, Anisakidae.
AUGAAUAACGGGAACAGCGCUCCGGACACUGCAGCCGGAGGGAAGACGCUGGAACUAACUGAUUAUGACCUGCAAAGACGUGCACAUAAAGCAAUCACCGAUUCAUCAGAAAUUCGCAUAAGCACACGACUUCUGUCUGCAGAACUAUGUUGUCCAAUCUGUUUGGAUCUUUUAACGACAACAAUGACCACAAAAGAAUGCUUACAUCGUUUCUGUAGUGAAUGCAUUACAACGGCAUUGCUACGAGGUAAUAAAGAAUGUCCGACUUGCCGAAAAAAACUUGUCUCGAAACGUUCACUCCGUCCGGAUCCAAAUUUUGAUGCACUUAUCAACAAAGUAGUCUUUUUUCUCUUGGUGAAUGAGAAGUCACCUGUUGUCAUGUUGUUAGUGCUCUUGGAGAGUAGAUUUGUGGAUCACUUUCAGAUUUGGCCUGAUCGACAAAUCUAUGAACAAAUGCAGCAAAAAGCAAUGGAUAUGUUUCAUCAGCAAUGUAACGUUGAAGCACUUCAAAAGAGUAUCGAAGCUGGUAUGAAGGCGCAAGCAGCAAAUCGAAGACAACGUGUUCAAGGCUCAUAUGAUUAUGAAAGGAGGAAACGACGGCCAAGAGCUGAAAAUCAAGAUCGAUCAAACAAUAAUACACCGGAUAGUAAUUCAAAUUCACCAGAAGGCAGUGGAGAAGGUGACUUGGAUGUAGCUGAUCAGUGUAAUGAGAGAUCUGAUGAAGUUGCAUCAUCGGGUGGUGGUAUUAUGCCUGGCACAUCGACAACUGCAUUAACAACGAUCGACGGAACCAGCAAUUUUGCAAACGCAAAUGGUGUUGCUGUAUCACAUAGCGCGAAUAACAACAACAACGUUUCAAGCACCGACGUCUCAGACGACAGUAUGGAAUGCUCAACUGAUUCGUCAAGUAUCGAUUCAUCAGAUUCAACCGACAGUACUUCAACUAGCAGCACAUCGUCAAACUCAAUUCCAACUCCACCAAACUCAAAUCCAGCAAUUCACAAUACGCCGACUCUGUUAAAUGUUGCGACCACUACGGAUAAUAUGCAAAAUGCAGCGCUAGCGGUGAAUGACGAUCAACGACCCAUAAUACCACCGUUGAAUGCAUGCACACUGAAAGACAAAAUGCACAAAUGGUUGGAAGAGAACCCUUCGUCACCACUAACCCCUGAUGAGAGUAUGGCCGAGCAGCUGGAAAGACAAGUGGAUGAAGAUCUGGAUAUAAGUGAGCGACGUGCUGAAGGUGACUAUAUCGAAAUUGAAGCAGAAUUGUUACCAGCCAAGUCAAUGUUUAAACGGUUCGGUGUAGCGCCAUCAUUGCUUAAUCGACGUUAUAUCCGAACAAGAGAGGACACAACAAUGGAACAUCUGGGUGAAUUCAUCUAUCAAGUAUGUUGUUGUGAAGAAGCAGAAAGUGGUCACUCAUCAAAUUUAUCGACAGCAGCAUCAAUCUGUGAUAACGGAGAUGAUGAUUAUAACAGUCGAAUUAACGUCAAAAUUGAUAAUGGUGACUCAUCAACAGAACAAUCAGCUUCAGUCUCAGAAACGACAGCAAGCACAGCUGAUUCACUUGAUACCUCCAGUCGAUCGUCGGCUAGUAAUGUUCAACGACCCGAGCAUUUUUAUGUUUAUGUAAGAUAUUUUUACGAUGUUAUCAUUAAUAGUCGUUUCGGUGGCCGAAGUGUAAAUAAAAUAUUCGGUAAUGAAAGUGUUCUCUCAGCAUUACACGCACAAAGACGAGGUGACCAUUUGAUGAUAUUUUUCGAUGUAGCGCCGUUGGAUCUACACAGCAAAUCAGUUCUUGAAGAAAUUGUUUAUGAUGAUUUUCUGAAAUAA